This is a messenger RNA of Tachyglossus aculeatus (Australian echidna), 5035 nucleotides long. It is a transcript of the gene GRIN2B, whose product is annotated as glutamate ionotropic receptor NMDA type subunit 2B. NCBI's taxonomy places the organism in Eukaryota, Metazoa, Chordata, Mammalia, Monotremata, Tachyglossidae. The record is from RefSeq and is a predicted model, not a curated record. Gene Ontology annotation, cellular component: postsynaptic density membrane; NMDA selective glutamate receptor complex; plasma membrane. The coding region runs from base 499 to 5028 and encodes 1509 amino acids. Gene Ontology annotation, molecular function: transmitter-gated monoatomic ion channel activity involved in regulation of postsynaptic membrane potential; NMDA glutamate receptor activity. The transcript is spliced from 14 exons. Gene Ontology annotation, biological process: monoatomic ion transport; excitatory postsynaptic potential; long-term synaptic potentiation.
UGCAGAUGGUGAUGGGAAGCGCACUCGCUGGCGAAUUAAGCAGGGGAGACUUUGGAAAUGACCAGUGCUCCACGAAGGGGCAGAGCCCGCGUCCACCUGCCCCAAGUCCAGCGACGUCCGCUGCAGCGCCGGGAAAACCGAACCGUAAUUACCGAUCGACAGUCGCGGCCCCAAGGACCAGCCCCGACCGAGCAAUUGGUUUGGAAUCUGCAUUGUGCGCUUGCAUCCAUCCUCUAAGCCCCAUGUGAAGCCAACCUCUCUCUCUCCAUCUCUCUCACUUCAAGACCUGCUACCUGGAGCCAAUUCGGAUUUCCUCGUGGUUGUUUUUUUUUUUGUUUUUCUUUUUUUUUUGUUUUGUUUUUUCCUUCUUCCCUUUCCCUUCCGUUCUUCCCUGGUCGUCUCCGGGUGGAUAUGCGGGCACUAUCAACAUGCUGACCUCCCUCCCCCAGCCGGCUAGAGGUUCUGCUUGUACAGCCCAAGGGAGCGUCAGAGUCGAAGAUGAAGACCAGGGCCGAGCGCUCCUCUCCAAGGUUGUGGUGGGUGUUGGCUGUCCUGGCCGCGGUGGGCGGCAGGACCCGGGCCCAGAAGAGCCACCCGAGCAUCGGCAUCGCGGUCAUCCUGGUGGGGACGUCGGACGAGGUGGCCAUCAAGGAUGCCCACGAGAAAGAUGACUUCCAUCACCUGUCAGUGGUCCCCCGGGUGGAGCUGGUGGCCAUGAACGAGACCGACCCCAAGAGCAUCAUCACCCGCAUCUGCGACCUCAUGUCCGACCGGAAGAUCCAGGGAGUGGUGUUCGCUGACGACACCGACCAGGAGGCCAUCGCCCAGAUCCUCGAUUUCAUCUCCGCCCAGACCCUCACCCCCAUCCUGGGCAUCCACGGAGGGUCAUCAAUGAUCAUGGCGGACAAGGAUGACUCGUCCAUGUUCUUCCAGUUCGGCCCAUCCAUCGAGCAGCAGGCGUCCGUCAUGCUCAACAUUAUGGAGGAGUACGACUGGUACAUCUUCUCCAUCGUCACCACGUACUUCCCCGGCUACCAGGACUUCGUGAACAAGGUCCGCAGCACCAUCGAGAACAGCUUCGUGGGCUGGGAGCUGGAGGAGGUCUUGCUCCUGGACAUGUCCCUGGAUGACGGGGACUCCAAGAUCCAGAACCAGCUCAAAAAGCUCCAGAGCCCCAUCAUCCUCCUCUACUGCACUAAGGAAGAAGCCACCUACAUCUUCGAGGUGGCCAACUCGGUGGGCCUCACGGGCUAUGGCUACACGUGGAUCGUGCCCAGCCUGGUCGCGGGGGACACAGACACCGUCCCCUCCGAGUUCCCCACCGGGAUCAUCUCGGUGUCAUACGACGAAUGGGACUAUGGCCUUCCGGCCAGGGUGAGGGAUGGGAUCGCCAUCAUCACCACGGCGGCUUCUGACAUGCUUUCCGAGCACAGCUUCAUCCCCGAGCCAAAGAGCAGCUGCUACAAUACCCAGGAGAAGAGGAUCUACCAGUCCAACAUGCUCAAUCGGUAUCUGAUCAACGUCACCUUUGAAGGGAGGAAUCUGUCCUUCAGCGAAGAUGGCUAUCAGAUGCACCCGAAACUGGUGAUAAUCCUCUUGAGCAAGGAGAGGAAGUGGGAGAGGGUGGGCAAGUGGAAGGACAAGUCCCUGCAGAUGAAAUACUACGUGUGGCCACGCUUCGAGCUGUGCCCCGACACGGAGGAACGGGAGGACGACCACCUGAGCAUCGUGACCCUGGAGGAGGCCCCGUUUGUUAUCGUGGAGAGUGUCGACCCACUGAGUGGAACCUGCAUGAGGAACACAGUGCCCUGCCAGAAGCGCAUCAUCACCGAGAACAAAACGGAUGAGGAGCCCGACUACAUCAAGAAGUGCUGCAAGGGCUUCUGCAUCGACAUCCUCAAGAAGAUCUCCAAGUCGGUCAAGUUCACCUAUGACCUCUACCUGGUGACCAACGGGAAGCACGGGAAGAAGAUCAACGGGACGUGGAAUGGGAUGAUCGGCGAGGUGGUCAUGAAACGUGCCUACAUGGCGGUGGGGUCCCUGACCAUCAACGAGGAGCGGUCUGAGGUAGUGGACUUCUCCGUGCCCUUCAUUGAGACUGGCAUCAGCGUCAUGGUGUCCCGCAGCAAUGGAACCGUCUCUCCAUCCGCCUUCUUAGAGCCAUUCAGUGCGGACGUGUGGGUCAUGAUGUUCGUGAUGCUGCUGAUUGUGUCCGCGGUGGCUGUCUUUGUCUUCGAGUACUUCAGCCCUGUGGGCUACAACCGCUGCCUGGCAGAUGGAAGAGAGCCCGGGGGACCCUCCUUCACCAUCGGCAAGGCCAUCUGGCUCCUGUGGGGGCUGGUGUUCAACAACUCCGUCCCGGUCCAGAACCCCAAGGGAACAACCAGCAAGAUCAUGGUGUCAGUGUGGGCCUUCUUUGCGGUCAUCUUCCUGGCCAGCUACACUGCCAACCUGGCCGCCUUCAUGAUCCAGGAAGAGUACGUGGACCAGGUCUCCGGGCUGAGCGACAAAAAGUUCCAGAGACCCAAUGACUUCUCGCCCCCGUUCCGCUUCGGCACUGUGCCUAACGGGAGCACCGAGAGAAAUAUCCGCAACAACUACGCGGAGAUGCAUGCCUACAUGGGCAAGUUCAAUCAGAGGGGCGUGGACGAUGCGCUGCUCUCGCUCAAGACGGGGAAGCUGGACGCCUUCAUCUACGACGCGGCCGUGCUGAACUACAUGGCGGGCCGGGACGAGGGCUGCAAGCUGGUCACCAUCGGCAGCGGGAAGGUGUUCGCGUCCACCGGCUAUGGGAUCGCCAUCCAGAAGGAUUCCGGCUGGAAGCGCCAGGUGGACCUCGCCAUCCUGCAGCUCUUUGGAGACGGGGAGAUGGAAGAGUUGGAAGCCCUGUGGCUCACAGGCAUCUGCCACAAUGAGAAGAACGAGGUCAUGAGCAGCCAGCUGGACAUCGACAACAUGGCUGGGGUCUUCUACAUGUUGGGGGCCGCUAUGGCCCUGAGCCUCAUCACCUUCAUCUGCGAGCACCUCUUCUACUGGCAGUUCCGCCACUGCUUCAUGGGCGUCUGCUCGGGCAAGCCGGGCAUGCUCUUCUCCAUCAGUCGAGGCAUCUACAGCUGCAUCCACGGCGUGGCCAUCGAGGACCGCCAGUCGGCCGGCAACUCGCCGUCGGCCACCAUGAACAACACCCACUCCAACAUCCUGCGACUGUUGCGCACGGCCAAGAACAUGGCCAACCUGUCAGGCGUCAACGGGUCCCCGCAGAGUGCCCUGGACUUCCUGCGGCGCGACUCGUCCGUGUACGACAUCUCGGAGCACCGCCGCAGCUUCGCCCACUCGGACUGCAAGUCGUACAACACGCCGGCCUGCGAGGAGAACCUGUUCAGCGACUACAUCAGCGAGGUGGAGCGGACCUUCGGCAACCUGCAGCUCAAGGACGGCAACUCCUACCAGGACCCCUUCCUGCACCACCACCACCACCACCGGCCUCACAGUGUGGCCAGCUCGGGCUCGGCCGACGGGCCCUACGACUGCGACAACCCACCACCCUUCUCCGCCCCGGCCCGGGCUCCAGCCAAGAAGGCCCUGGACCCGGGCCCGCCAGCCGGCCGGCACGGCGGCCCGCUCGGGGACCCGUACGGCAAGUUCUCCUUCAAGAGCGACCGCUACGGGCCCCACGACGACCCAAUCCGCUCGGACGUGUCCGACAUCUCCACGCACACCGUCACCUACGGCAACAUCGAGGGCAGCAACGCGGCCAAGCGGAGGAAGCAGCAGUACAAGGACAGCCUGAAGAAGCGGCCGGCCUCGGCCAAGUCGCGCCGGGAACUGGAUGAGAUCGAGCUGGCCUACCGGCGCCGGCCGCCCCGCUCCCCGGACCGCCGGCGAGGCACGCGGGACAAGGAGGGGCUCCGGGACUUCUACCUGGACCAGUUCCGGCCCAAGGAGAACUCGCCCCACUGGGAGCACGUAGACCUGACCGACCUGUACAAGGAGCGGGCCGACGACUUCGAGCGGGACCCCGGUGGCGGGGGCGGGGGCAGCGGCGGGGGAGGCCUGGGACCCUGCACCAACCGGGCCCACCACAAGCUCGGCCCGGCGGACUUCGGGGCCAGCGAGCGCAAGCUUGGCUCGGCGGGUGGCGGGCCGGCCCCCUGGGAGAAGGCCCCGGCCGGCCCCGAGUGGGGCGACCGGCCGGCCACCACGGCCACGACCACCGCCUCCUUCUGCCGCGGCUGCCCCCCGAAGCUGCACGGCUUCGCCCCGGCCGGGGCUGGCCAGAACCCCGGCCGCCAGCCGUGCAUCCGCUGCGAGGCCUGCAAGAAGGCAGGCGACCUGUAUGACAUCAGCGAGGACAACUCCCUCCAGGAGGUGGACCCGCCGGGGGGCCCCGGGGUCCCGGCACCGGCCCCCACCUCCGGCCGCUACCCCCAAAGCCCCUCCGACCCCAAGGCGCAGAAGCGGAGCCGCAACAAGCUGCGCCGGCAGCACUCGUACGACACCUUUGUGGACCUGCAGCGGGAGGAGUCGGUCCCAGCCCCGCGCAGCGUCAGCCUCAAGGACAAGGGCCGCUUCCCGGAUGGGAGCCCCUACGCCCACGUCUUCGAGGCGCCCGACGCCCCCUUCGCCGCCCGCCCCGCCCCGCCCGCCCGCCGCUUCCGCGACAACCCUGGCCGGGGCGGGGGCGGCUACCCACUCAGCAAGUCCCUCUACCCCGACCGGGUCACCCAGAACCCCUUUGUCCCCACCUUUGGGGAUGACCAGUGCUUGCUCCACGGCAGCAAGUCCUACUUCUUCGGGCGGCCCGCGGUGGGCGGGCCCCGGCUCGGGCCGGACCUCCGGGCUCUCGUCGCCGGCAAGGCGGCUGGGCCAGGCCCGCUCGGGCCGGGGCCCGGCCGCUUCCCCAAGGACGUCUGCGUGGGGAACCGUUCCGACCCCUGUGUGCCUAACAACAAGAUCCCCAGGGCUUUCAACAGUUCCGGCAACGGGCACGUCUACGAGAAACUGUCUAGUAUCGAGUCUGACGUCUGAGUGGCGG